AUGGCGGAGCUACCGGAGAUCGACAUGGCGUACGACUGCGACGUCUACGAGCCGGCGGAGGACACGUUCCUGUUCCUGGACGCGCUGCAAGACGAACUGCCCAAGCUGGUGGCGCUGGACCCCGCGAUCUGCGUGGAGAUCGGGUGUGGAAGCGGCGCCGUGUUCGUGUACUUGGCGACGCAAUUGCAGAAGUUGGGGACGAGAGCGAUGUUCCUGGCCACGGACAUCAAUCCGCUCGCGGCGGGGGUCGCUCAACAAACCGCCAAGAACAACGGGGCGGAAGCGUUCGACAUCGUGCGCACCGACUUGCUGCAGUGUUACGAGCCACGGAUACAGGGACAAGUUGAUGUGCUGCUGUUCAAUCCACCGUAUGUGCCGACUCCAUCGGAGGAGGUCGGAUCCACGGGUAUUGAGGCAGCGUGGGCUGGCGGUCUACACGGACGUGAAGUGAUUGAUCGCCUGCUGCCGAAGAUUAGCGCUUUGCUGUCGCCUCGUGGGGUCUUCUACAUGGUCGUCGUGGUCGAGAACAAACCCAAUGAAAUCGCUGCUAUACUAGCCAAGGACGGUUUCGAGAUGACGGUGCGCUAUCAUUCCAAUGUGCUUUCCUCUCGUACGACGCAACUGCUCUAA
Messenger RNA from Phytophthora sojae, 630 nucleotides. RefSeq lists its product as hypothetical. Bases 1 to 630 code for a protein of 209 amino acids. The transcript is spliced from 4 exons. The record is from RefSeq and is a predicted model, not a curated record. Gene Ontology annotation, biological process: methylation. Gene Ontology annotation, molecular function: nucleic acid binding; protein methyltransferase activity; S-adenosylmethionine-dependent methyltransferase activity. Gene Ontology annotation, cellular component: eRF1 methyltransferase complex. NCBI's taxonomy places the organism in Eukaryota, Oomycota, Peronosporomycetes, Peronosporales, Peronosporaceae.